Molecule: messenger RNA, 573 nt
Organism: Eruca vesicaria subsp. sativa (arugula)
Lineage: Eukaryota; Viridiplantae; Streptophyta; Magnoliopsida; Brassicales; Brassicaceae
Source: the annotation of a GenBank genome assembly
AUGGAUCAGGGAACGAAACCAGGCUAUGAACCAGAUCGGAUUCCACCGUCGGUUUUCGCAACCACAAUGGCUGCUAAACAAGAAUGGAGUACUCAAUCUAACGAUUUGUUUAGUAUUCACAUGGGAGAUCAAAGUUUCACUAAAAUGUAUAAAUCUGGAGAACUCUCCAAUUUCGAUUAUACUGCUUCGUAUAUUAACAAUAACAACAACAUUGAUAACAAAACUAAUUUGACGGACGCUGGAACCAAAGAGGUGAACGUCCUCGAAGCGGAAACCAAAUCAGAAACCGUUAAUCGAGAGGGCCUAACCAAUGUAUCUAAACUUGAUCAACCUCCACAACGUCAGUUAAGUCCGACCAAGUCUUAUCACUCUGACACCAGUAAUAACAGCGCAGCUUCUUUUGCAUUUCCCAUAUUACCAGAGUCCCAACAAGAUCCAAAGACGGCACUUACGGUGAAGGAUGAAAGUGGUGAAACGGAUAUAUCAAGACCAGACCCUUACUCGGAUGAUCCCAAACAAGGGAACGAUGGUGGCUGGCUUUCUUGUUUUUCAUGUUUCUCGGUGAAAAGUUGA